UUCAAAAGUAACAAUAAAAAGCCUCCAAUUUUAUCAUUACUUUCCUAUUUCAAAGUUAGAAUUUUUGUAGUCUAACGCAAGCAAUGUCAGAAUAAUAUACUUUUUGCAAAAUUCACAAAUAAUUAUUUUCUGCUUGAAGUUGGUUUUUCAGCAUUGAGACUUCAAAAGACGCGAAUAUUUUAUUUCUAGACUGCCACCGCGUUAUUACCAGAAGUUUUAUCACCUGACUGAAGUAAAAAAAGAAUCAUUAAAAACAUUCCAUAAAUAACGCCUAAAAUUAUAAUUUUGACACGGAGUACAAAAGUCUGCAGAGCUUUCUUAUACUGAUUUUUUAAUGACAGUUUGAACACUUUUUUUCAGUGUUACUUAUUUUUUUUCUCGAAAUUUGAACUCCCUGUUUCGACAAGAGACAUCUGCUUGGUAGAAAAAAAUAGUGCUUCAGCGCAAAAGUAUGAAAACAAUCUCGAAUUUUGCAAACCAGUUCUAAAUAUUCCAAGUUAAUCAAGCCUAUUUAGAGAAUCAUAUUUUUUGAUUCUUCGAUUUAAACAAAUUGCUUCUUCCAAUUUCUUAAUUUACGUCUUUUUCUGGUUACUUUAAGAUAGCACGUUUUAUACAGUAUUUGGUAUAAUUGUACAAUUUUUAAAAUUCAUAAUCACCUGUGUAUUAUCAAAAUACUUUACAUGGUUAUAACUUUCUCGUUUGUCUAAAAGUUAUUAUCAGACUUAUAUAAAAACGAAUUGUAUAAUUAAACUUUCAUGUUUUUAUUUGUUCGACGCAGUACUUGCUUGAGUUUUGGUAUUUAUUUUUAAUUUGGCCUUAUAGUAUGUACACGAAAAAUAGCUCGAUAAUUUGUAGAGAGAAAUCAACAAAAAAAUUUGGUUGAUUAGACCAGCAUUGACAACUUUGACCAUCUUUACUUAGCUGUCAGAAGCCUCUUUAUUCUUUUGUCUUGCUAGCUGAAAUUUAACAAUUUAACACUCAUCAAAACUCAUAAUUACGUGAAGAAAAAAAUCAUUUAAAAACAAAUUUGAAAAAAUUUGCUGCAAGUUACGUCGAAAGCAUUCCAAUUCCUAUUGUGCAGGUUAUUAUCGGCAGAUAAAAUUGAUGUUAGUUGUGAUGAAAGUUCUACAUUUACAGCUGGUUUUGAUUCUUAUUGCGAGGGGUGGCUUCGUGAUAGCUCAGGGAUCCAGUUUUUACGUCGAGCAACCAAGGGAUUUGACCAUUUUUGAAAACGAGAACGCAGUUUUCGAAUGUCGCAUACCUGAAGACUACUCUGCUUGCUUGUUCGAAUAUCGCGGUGUUUAUUUGCUGUCGAGCCGACAAAACAGUUCCGAGUAUGAGAUGUAUUCGACGAAUGGAUAUUGCUCGCUGACAGUGUUGUCGGCUCCUGGCGACCACAACGGCGCUGAGUUCUCGUGUAUUGUCGCAACAACUAACGGCGGCAGUGAAGACAGCCGGAAAGUCACUCUUAAAGUGCUAAUUCCUCCGAAGUCUCUUCAGAUGACAGUGUCAAUGAACAGUAAAGAUCAGGCGACAGUACUUCCCUCCGGGGAGAUCCAAGCAGUGGCCGGACAGGUUGUUCAGUUCUCCUGCCAAGUUGUCGGCGCCAGACCAGCUGUGGACAUCCAGUGGUACUUGGACGGGGGAGUGCUGCCCAGUGAAUUCUUCAACCAACAUCAGGAAAUAUCGGAACGCGAAGAAGCUCGUGACUGUCGCUUUGACAGCGCAGAUUAUGACGAGUUUUGUACCAAAACAAUCCUUGUGUAUGACACCCAUUCGACCUUGGAUUUGACCAUAACUGAGCAGCAAGACCAGAGUGACCUUUCUUGUGCGACUGUUGAACAAGAAAAUGUGCAGAACCAACUGAUGCAAACUAAGACACUCAACAUCCUCUAUCCCCCGACAUAUGUGCAGCUGAACUCUGCCGACCUUGCCAGUCCUGUGAAAGUGGGGGAGUCAGUUAGGGUCCGAUGCACGUGUGAUUCGGGGAACCCCCUGCCUGAAUUGAAGUUAUAUCAAAAUGGAAUUGAACUCAGUGGCUACAAGUCAGUCACCAGUCAACAGGUGUUGGUGGAGUUUGACUUUGCGGCCGAGCGAGAUGACCACUCUUCUGUGUUCAAAUGCGAGGCCACAUCACCCUCCAUCCCUCAUGCACCAGUCAUCAAACAGGAAUUACUUCAAGUAUAUUUCAAGCCAGCCGCUGUCCAGAUAUCCGGUUUCAACAGAGAGAUCCGUCGCAAUGAUGUCAUCUCCCUCGAGUGUCGCACUGGCUUGUCUUACCCCGCCGCCGAUGUCUCUUGGACUCUAAAUGGGAAUAAAGUUGGGCUGUCCCAAGACAAAAUCAGUGGGAACUCCUCGCAUGGGUACCAUACCACUAGUCUCUAUGAAGUCAGAAUUGACGACGAGUCAAUUUCAACUGUAGCUUGCGAAGCUGAGAACCCUCAGUUUGAAGGAGUUGUCACUAGGGAUACAGUUGAGCUUCAGAUCCAAUACCCGCCAAGCAAACCAGAACUGACAGUUGAGCCUGUGAAGAUGGAGGGAAGUUACAAAGAGGAGGACUCUGUUAGACUGUCCUGUCAGUCGAAAGGGAGGCCGAUGCCAGUCAUCUCCUGGUACAAGGACUCUAUCUUACUAGACUCCGGUGCAGAUCCAGUGCCUGAUAUAGAGUACACUAGCAAGUACAGCUUCAGUCUCUCCCACCUGUCGCGUGAGGACCACGGGAAGACCUUCUCCUGCGAGGCAUCCAAUGUGGUAGUGGCAACAGACCAGACUCCGCCCACUUCCACUUUCACAUUCAAAGUACACUAUCCUCCUCUGAAGGUGACCAUAACUACGAAUGUAGAGAAGCCUUUUCUGGAAAACAAACAGGGGGUGCAGUUCACAUGUACAACUGACAAGAUGAACCCAAACCAGGUCAUAUUCGAGUGGUUCAUCAACGGGUCACCAGUCAAUUCGGAAGACACGGAGACAAAUGACCCCGUGACUCAAUCGAAUGGCUUUGUGCUGAGCAAUACUAUGCGCCUCAACCGACCCAUGGACAGACAAGACCACAACCUGCCUGUCACGUGCAAGGUCACCCCAGUUCAGUUCCCAGAAAUGGUCGUGUCAGCCACUUACCACAUCGAAGUAUACUUCGAGCCUAGACUCAUUUCAAAUAUUCCUCUGAGAGUAAUCGUGAAUGAGUCAUCGACGACAAACCUCGACUGCGGAGGCGCCGAGACGAACCCAGUUAUCGCCUACUACCAGUGGACUGGAACCAAAGUAGUCCAGACCCCCGGAUCCAAACUGGAGUUCCUGGCGACGUCGCGAGAGGAUGCCGGGGACUACUUCUGCAAGGCGUGCAAUUGCGAUGUGCCUACAAAUCAUGACUUGUGUCCGUGGACUGCGUGUUCAGUUACCCGACAGAUCACAUUAGAAGUCGAAUAUGCCCCCACCCUGACAACGGAGACAGAUCUUCUGGAGGUGGACAUUGGAUCCCAUGCUACCAUCAGGUGCAAACAGACUGCAAACCCACCUGGACAGGUGUUCUGGAUGUUUGAGGACCAGGUCAUUGACCCCUACGCCGUGAACCUCAAGUACAACAUCAGCCACGACAGAUUCACCCAAGUGUCCUCUCUCAAAGUGGAAAGUGUGGUGCAGGCGGACGCGGGACGCUACGCCUGUGGAGUGGUGAACAAACUGGGCGAGGAUCAGAUCAAAGUACAACUGGCUGUCAAACAUGCUCCCUACUUUGAGAGUAACGAGAACACGCGACUGGUGAUCAGUGGGCGGGACGAGGGGGACAUAUCGGCCACGCUGCAUUGCGUCGCCAACGGGUACCCCGAACUCAACUUCGAUUGGAUCAAUUACCCCACAGAUCAAUCGACUACAAAGCGGAUUGUCCAACUGAGUCCCAGCAAAUGGAGGUCGGAGCUGACGAUUAGUCCUCUGUACGCCACUUCUUUCGGCAACUACACAUGCACGGCUAAGAACAACAUGGGAGCUGAUACGUGGAGGGUCGAGCUCAGCAAGCCAAGAGUUCCUGGAAAGCCGUCAAAGUUUGUGAUUCAAGAAACGUCUCACAAAUCUCAGACAUUCAAAUGGACCACAGGCUUCGACGGCGGAUGGCCUCAGGCAUUCGAGAUCCUAUACCAGGUGCUGGGCAGAGAAAACGAAGGCUGGAAGAUCGCCACAGUCACUACUGAGUGCAAGACUAGCCACUCGGAUUGUAAUUAUACUGUUUCGAGUCUGGCGUCGGCUACGACUUACACGUUCAAAGUGUGUGCUCACAACAGAGUCGGUCCCGACAACCGAGAGGCUGCCUGUUCCGAGAUUAUUCAGGCCACUACUUAUGCUGCUCCCAUUCAACCAGCCCACAAGAGCUUCCGAGAGAUGCCCUUCUGGCUGAUGAUAGCUCUCCCCACCCUCACAGGCCUCUUCAUCGUCACCAACCUCAUAUUCCUCGCUCUAUACUGCCGCAAACGAUUCUUCAACAAAAACAAAGGUGAUGAAAGACCUUUCUCCAUAUCAACACAAAGCAGCAGUCGAGCAGCCUCUAACUGUGCCGCCAUGAAUACUUAUUCCACUUCUUACAUGCAUAAUUUGUAUGAUCACGCGGGUAUGUUGUACCAGGACAGUGGCUACUACUUCCCAGCGGGGGGAUCCGACCGGUGGCCCCCGGGAGGGGGGUCCGACAUCGGCGACAAGGACAGCCGAUACUUUGGUAACUACCCGCACGGAUCGCCACCGCAGAUGAACCGAAUUGACCUGUUCGAGAGGAGUGCUGCAGCCAGCACCCACAGUGAUGACGUCACCACCCGCAUGCACGGGGUGAGUAGCGAGUUCGACCCCGCCUGCAGAGUGAACCCGGGACUGGCAGCUGCAGCCGGGCACCCCCUCUACCUCACUGGACCUCCCGUGCACCACAGGGGGUCGGCCCAGUGGCCAAACGGUGGAAUUGGAGUUCGCACUUCCCAAUUUGACUCUCCGCCCGUACAAGCAAUGAGUAACAACAACGAGGAGUCCUACAAGAAUCAGAUCAGACAGAAGUCGAGACAGGGCAACUGCAGGACAGGCGAGAGCUACUUCUCCGGCGAGAGCAGGUCCAGCACCCCCGUGCAACACCACCACGUCCAGGCACCCCUUCUCAUGCCCCCUACUAACCCCCUCAGUAUGAGUCAGCACUCGCAGGAGCAGAGUCUGCUCAACAGGUACGACUCCUUAGCCGAAACGCAUCACGAGAGUGUCUCGGACUGCACGAAUCUGGAGUCGGGUCGGGGCUCCGGGUGCAACCUUACAGUGAAUUCAAACUCCAACAACCAGGAACACCAGAGCAGUCUCUACUCUAAGAAACUGUGA
Symsagittifera roscoffensis is the source of this 5337-nucleotide messenger RNA. Its product is annotated as nephrin-like. Gene Ontology annotation, cellular component: cell-cell junction; plasma membrane. Gene Ontology annotation, biological process: cell-cell adhesion. Bases 1105 to 5337 code for a protein of 1410 amino acids. The record is from RefSeq and is a predicted model, not a curated record. The transcript is spliced from 25 exons. Gene Ontology annotation, molecular function: cell adhesion molecule binding. NCBI's taxonomy places the organism in Eukaryota, Metazoa, Xenacoelomorpha, Acoela, Convolutidae.